Molecule: messenger RNA, 6317 nt
Organism: Pecten maximus
Lineage: Eukaryota; Metazoa; Mollusca; Bivalvia; Pectinida; Pectinidae
Exons: 10
Coding region: 175-4455 (1426 amino acids)
Biological process (GO): protein ubiquitination; Notch signaling pathway
Source: RefSeq, a predicted model, not a curated record
GUCAUAUGAUAAAUGACAUUAAGAUUAAGGCUGAAGUAAGAUUGAUAUUCUAAAUUUCAGAUAUUCAAGUACUACCAACAGUACAAAAGCUUUGGAUGCGGUCAAACUGAUGAAGAUGACCCCCCACACAGCAUCCUUGAGGCAAGGAUCCCAACACAGUUGACAUCGAUUCAAAUGCAGGUUCUGCCUUUCUCUGUAUGCAAGUGGAGAGUUCAUGCUCUGGCAGAAUUAGUUACAAGUGAUAUGGUCUUGCAAGAUCCAAAAUAUCAGGAGUUGCAAUAUAAAAACUGCACCAAGGAAUGGGUUACCAAGGAUGCACAGCAUUACCUCUGCAUCAGGAUGUUGUCAGAUUCAGAUGAUAAAAUUACCAAAGGAACCAAGGAAGUAUUGAAAAUCACUUCAGAAGAAAGAAUUACAUCGCUGGGAUUUGUUGUGAAAACCUUGCAAAAUCCUGAUUCAAAAAAAAAACUUACGUGCAAAGAACAAGCAAAAAUGAUCAAAAAAGCAGUUUUGGAUGUGAAAGAAGACAAGAAGUACUUGCAGGAAAUUAAAAUACUUCUUACAUCAACAGAGGACUUUGGCAUAUUACUAGCACAUAAGGAAUCAAAGAAAAAAGUGCAGGGACCCAACAAAUUGACAAAAAUGUUUGACAAUAUUCGUGGUAAAAAGAUGUGCCCAUGGAAGAUAGUCAGAUACACGAGGCAGUCAGAUUUGGGGUUUAAAGUCACAGUGGUAGCACAAAAGGAAGACGUGGCAGAUGUUAUGAAAAAGAUCCUUUCAGAGAGUAAACUAACUUUGACUGGGCACAUCAGAGCACAGGGAGCGUCUGGAGGCUUCCAUGGUAACCAAUUUCUUACUGGGCCCCAUGAAGAGAAUACAAUGCAGGGUGCCACUGGAGGCCACCAUGGUAACCAAACUGAUUCUAGGCACCUUGGGGAGAGUACAACACAGGGUGCCACUGGAGGCCACCAUGGUAACCAAACUGAUUCUAGGCACCUUGGGGAGAGUACAACACAGGGUGCCACUGGAGGCCAUCAUGGUAACCAAACUGAUUCUAGGCACCUUGGGAAGAGUACAGCACAGGGUGCCACUGGAGGCCACCAUGGUAACCAAACUGAUUCUAGGCACCUUGGGAAGAGUACAACACAGGGUGCCACUGGAGGCCACCAUGGUAACCAAACUGAUUCUAGGCACCUUGGGAAGAGUACAACACAGGGUGCCACUGGAGGCCACCAUGGUAACCAAACUGAUUCUAGGCACCUUGGGAAGAGUACAACACAGGAUGCCACUGGAGGCUACCAUGGUAACCAAACUGAUUCUAGGCACCUUGGGAAGAGUACAACACAGGGUGCCACUGGAGGCUACCAUGGUAACCAAACUGAUUCUAGGCACCUUGGGAAGAGUACAACACAGGGUGCCUCUGGAGGCCACCAUGGGAACCAAACUGAUUCUAGGCACCUUGGGGAGAGUACAACACAGGGUGCCACUGGAGGCCACCAUGGGAACCAAACCAAUUCUUGGUUCUUAACCUCUGGACAAAUGAGUGUAAAUAAGAACAAAACUCUGCAUAUCCAGGACACACAAACUCCAGAUCCAUUGCAUCUCGAUCAGCAACAAAAGAGCAAAUAUUCUCAUGUUGAUGACAUGGAUAUCUUUGAAUCUGUAGAAGCAGAUUUGAAUACAGGAAUUGUGCAGACCUUACCAAGGGAUAUGCUAAGUGAAAUGAAGGAACUUUCUGUGAUCAAGGAUGGUCACAUAAUUUGCAAGGGUCUUGACAGUGUACAGAAAGUUAAUAAUGCACUUCAGGACAAAGUUUCCUCAGGAACAGUCACAGUCGAUGACAAAAAAGAACAUUUCGGACAUUCUCAGGAUGAAUUUGAACAUGUAGCAGACAUCAAUUUUGAAAUGUCAGAGGAAAUCUUUUUGGCUCUUCAGUUCUUCUGCAGAGACGAAACAUUAAUGAAUCAACAAUCUUUUGGAUACAAAAAUGGCAUGCUUCAGAUAAACUGCACUGACAAGAGAGAAAAGAAGAAUUUAGAAACUUGCAUUAAAAGUGAGUUACAGCAUAUAGAAAAACUAAACAAAGAUGACGUGUCCUUCACUCGUACUGAAGAGCCAAAGAUCAAAGGAACUAUUUCUGGGAUUAAUCAAGAUGUUGAUGGUGUCUUCUGCUAUCAGCUUAAAGAAGAUGAACACAUGACUGUCCACAUCAUGGCACAUUCCUACAGUCAGCUACAGACAGCCAAACACAAGAUCUUUCUGGGAAUCGGAAGGAUUAAACAGUCAGAAACACGGAGAAAUAGAAGGUUUGACAAUACUUCACUUCAACAAAAUAAAGAGAACUCAACUUUGUCAGAGAGAAAUAGAUUCAGUCAGUCUUAUCAUAAGAGUCCAACAUGGCAGACUCCGUCCAACCUUGAUUACGGAAGUGUUGUCUCUAAAGACUUUACUACAACUGAAGGUCUGUUGGUACGAGUUUACUCUGGAAGUAUCCUCCAUCUUGAUGUGGAUUGUAUUGUAAAUGCUGCCAAUGGUGAUUUACAACAUGGAGGGGGAGUGGCCCGGGUGAUAUCUAGUGCUGCUGGUUAUGAGUUUGAUAAGGAGAGUAGAGACUACAUAGCCCGGUAUGGACCCCUAAAGGUUGGGGAGGUGUGUACCACGACUGCAGGGGAUCUGAAGUACAAGGGAGUUAUCCAUGCUGUAGGACCAAGGUGGUAUGACUACGGUCAGGACCAGAAGUGGGAAUGUCUACAUGACCUAAAGACAGCUGUCAAGAACAGUUUAGAGGAGGCAGAUUUCCAAAGAUAUACAUCUAUAGCAAUACCAGCUAUUAGUUCAGGUAUAUUUGGAGUACCGAAGGAACAUUGUACUCAACAGUACUACCGAGCUGUAGAGGAGUACAGUAGGACUAGAGGAAGACAUUCGACCUUGACUGAGGUACACUUCAUUGACAAGGACACACAGAUGUGUCAGCUGAUUCAGACGACCUUCGCUAAAUGUUUUAGUGGAGACCCUGGAGCUGCCAGUGGAGGAAGACACAAAGUCUCAUCAUCUGUAAUGGCUCCUCGGCAGAAUGCACCAGUUUUACAACGGUCGAACAGUCUACCAUCAAACACAGAGGGUUCUUCUGUACAUCCUAGUAAUCUAUCUCCCAGGGAUCAACCAAGAAACUUGCAGCGUUCAACAUCCAGUGGCCAAUGUUUUGAGAUUGGUAGUAAUUUAACUGUACACAUCAUCACUGGAAAUAUUGUGGAUAUUAAAGCUGAUGCUAUUGUCAGUCCUGAGAACAUCCAAUGUGACAGUACAGGAAGGAUUGCCAGGGAAAUCACUCGAGUGGCCGGAGAAGGUUAUGUGGGAAAUGACCAAUCAGAGUUAAGACUUAGCCAUACAAAACCAAAGCUGACGGAGGUACUAGACACUUUAGCAGGAAAAUCACACUUUAAAUAUGUACUACAUGUAGUUGCACCUAAAUGGGAUGCUGCUGCUGUUGAUGAUCAGAGAACAUACUGGAAAUGUCUGGAACAAUCUUACAACAAUGUCUUCUCAACAGUUGAUACAAAACAUUUGGAUGUAUCAUCAAUAGCCAUACCUAUUCUUGGAAAUGGUACUGUUCCAAAACAUCCUGCUCCAAUCAUCAGUAUCUCCAAAAUGUUAGUAGAGAUUUGUAAAAGCUAUGCUGACAAGACUCCUACAAAGAAAACAUUGUAUUUCUGCAAUGAUGACACAGCAGCUGUAUAUCACUUGAAAGGUGUCUUUGAAAAGUAUUUUAACAAAAGAAAUGAAUCAAAGGAGGACAACCGAGGUCAAAGGGAAGAUCAGAAGGAACAAACUGUCCAUGAUGUAACUGGACAAGACCAAGGGUCAGAGGUCACAGAGGACUGUUGUAUCUGUAUGGACACUAUGACUAAACCUAAGAAGCUGUCUUGUGGUCAUGUAUUCUGUACAGAAUGUAUUGAUCAACAGUUUAAAUACAAGCCAGCCUGUCCCCAGUGUGGGGCUGUACAUGGGAAAAUCACGGGGGACCAGCCACCAGGGACUAUGACCCUUAACACCACCAAGUCAUGCGGGCGACAUAGCUACCUACCAGGGUACAGUGGAUAUGGUAUCAUCAACAUCACCUAUGACUUCCCCUCGGGGAAACAGGGCACUGAUCAUCCAACUCCCGGUAAUCUUUACCAGGGCAUCAUGAGGCCAGCUUAUCUCCCUGACAAUGAGAAAGGCCGCCUUGUAGCCAAACUGUUAAAAAUAGCCUUUGACAGGAAGUUAGUGUUUACCAUUGGAAGGUCAAGGACAACUGGACAUGAUGGGGUAGUGACUUGGAAUGAUAUUCACCAUAAAACCAGAAAGGAUGGUGGUUCACAGGCGUUUGGAUAUCCAGACCCUACCUAUUUGGAUAGAGUUCUGGAUGAGUUGAAGGCCAAAGGAGUCACAGAGGAGUCACUUAACGACCCAUGAGACAAUGUUCUGGAGGAAAACCUUUUAAUUUGGUGAUUCACGAAAAGUUUCCUCAUGGACUUUGACUCUGAAUUUAGAAUGGAGUUCUUUUCUUGGAGAAAGUUUGGUGGAUCACCCACUCGGUGAUUGUAACUCAUGGCAAAAAGACCACAGCAGAAUAUCAACCCCCACCCCUAUCCUCAUCCCCACCCCACCCCACCCAACACCACCAACACCACCCCGCAAAAAAAAAAAAAAAAAAAGUCAGAAAAAAAAAAUAGCACAAAAAAAGAGAAAUCCAUAAAAAAUUUAAAUGUACAGUAAUUGAAUGGAUUUCCUGAAAAUGACUAUUGAUUUAGUAAAUAUCUAUCUGUUAUAUAUACAUGUAUAGUAGUAUGAAUCAAGCUUAUUACAUAAGCUUUAUCCUGAUGGCUACAAUAAUCAGAUUCAAAAUUUACUUGGUAAACCUGUCAAAUUGUUAAACCUGUCAAAUCGUUAUUUACAUUGGUGUGAAAUGAGGUUGUCAUGACAACUGAGCUAGCAGGAUAUAUCAUAUUACUGUACACAAUUUUAUAAUCAGAAUUUGUUUUGAUUUGAUAAUUUUUGUCAUUAAUACUUGCCAAUCUAUACAAUUUUGGUUUUUCAAUUUUUACUAAAAACAUAUACAGUCGAACCAUCUUAUCUUGUAGUCAGUGGAGUUAUGAAAGAACUUAGAAAUAUCCAGAGUAUUCAAGGUGGUAUAAUAUUCUAUGUAGAAAUUUUAGUUUCAGUUAAGCACUGUCUAAAGUUUGAAUGUAUAAUUGAUUGAUAAUAUAGAUAUCCAAUUCUUUUCAGAUUGAUGUUUCAGUAUGUUCUUUAAGUUUCAAAAAGCAAAACCGAUAUAUUGUACUGCAUAAAACCUAUAUAAGUAAGUUAAUGACUAAAUACUAGUACAAAUAUUUAAGCAUUGCGUGUUAUGUACAGGGUUAUGCUACUUUGUACAGUGGUAAUUCUGAGUGGAUUUGUUCGUUAUAUACAGGUAUAUAUUGGUGUAUAACCUACUAAAUGUUGGUACAUUUAUAGGUAUACAUGUAUACAGGUAUAUACUGGAGCGGUAUAUGUACAAAAAUAUCAUUAUUUUAUUCAUCUGAAUACUUAAAAUUUUAUCUUUCUUGUAUAAAUCAUUUGCAUUUUAAACAUAUUCCCUAAAGAGCCUUAGAGGAAUUAAAAUUUCCGAAAGUGUUUUCUAUAGAAUUUCUGGCUUUGGAACUUACUUAACUAAAAUACGACAAUUAAAUGCUUUGAUUUUAGAUUUUUUAUAUGUAUAACGUUUUCCGAUGUACAUGUAUUUGUUAUAAGAUGUCUGAUGUACAGUACUAUGGUUCAGACAGCUUUGUUACCUACUGUUGUCUAAAAUAUCAUCAUAUCACAAUAUCAGCCUCAUGUCUGUUUCCAAGGGAUCUCAUAAUUCCUACAAACAAAAAAGUUUAUGGAUGCCUUAGUUACUUAAGAGUCAUUCAAAUAAACAAUGUUUUUCGAGGGAUAAUAGUUGGUCUUGAGAUACAGUACUGCAUUUAUAAAGAAAUGAGGAUAAUGUUAAUAUUUUAUUAUUUGAGUCUUUGAGAACCUUGUUACAGUUGUGUGAUCGAACAACGUUCCAAAAACAUUGUGCCCACACCGUGCAGACAUCGUGCACACAAAUGUGUGAUGUGCGAUACAAACCGCACAACUGUGCGAUGUAAACUGCACAGCUAACAGUAGGGUUAUAAAUAUUACGGUAUAACUAGUUAUACGAAAAGAUAUACGAAAAAGUUAAAAUUAUGAUAUAAGAUGGUCGCUUUUAUAUAUACGUGCUGCAUAACAAUUGUUUUCAUUCACGGAACAUGUAUGACCUGUUAAUUUUU